AUGAGCUCAUCACCGGCAAUAUGCGCCUCCCCAAAUUUUACGUUCCCGCCAACAAAGACACCAAGUAAAAGUUCCCCUACCAAGGACGAUACCUUCGACUAUUUCAGUAUAACGAGGAAUACGAUACAUAGGCCGACGCACUCCGCGAACUACUCGGCAAAGCAACAGCAACAGCAGCAGCAUAGCCAUCAUCAUCCACACCAACACCACCAACAACAACCUAACCACAAUGGUAAACACCCAAAGAUGAAUGAUUCCAUGUCUUCCAUAAAUUCAGACCAGACAUUUGUAAGCAACAGUAGCAUUAGUAGCAACCAUGGCGGAGCUAAAUAUUCUCGAAGAACAGACUCAUCGGUAUCUACUGACACAUUAAUCGAUGAGGUGCUCCCCUCUAAGAACUCAAAGAACCAUUUGAACCUCUCGUUGACUAUGAACAAGGACAGCAAGGUGCACCAGGGCUCACUCAGCGCUGACCCUGCUUCAACAAAUAUACCCACAUCUGUAGAUACUCCUGAGAGGCGAACAAGCUCAGCUGGGGAGGGCAACUUUUUCAACAGAAGACCACAGCCAAUGCCCCUCCAUCAAGAAGAACUAGAACUGCUUAGUGACUUUACCUCCGUCGAUUCACCGCAACCCUCCUUAACCAUGGAUUCCAUCAAGCCACUCAAGUCUGCCAGUGCAGAGAAAUUGGAGCCGCCUGUGCUCCGUAAACAAGUAACGUUGCCUACCUUGAAGAUCUCCCAUGAAUUAUCGUUCAACAACAUUCAGAAGACCCAGCUCAACGCUUUGAACAAGCUCAACCUGGGAUCAACUCACUCCGUGAUAAAGAAGGAUUUGAACUCGAGUUUGCCCUUUGAUGUACAUGUGAUAAACUCGUUGGAUUUGUCUAAUAUUUUAAACUCAGAACAAUCCAAGAGUAAACUAUUGAUGAUAGACAUUCGUCCAUUCAACGACUACGUUAAAUCUCAUAUCAAAAAUUCCAUAAAUGUUUGCCUUCCUUCUACCUUAUUGAAAAGACAGAACUUCAGCUUGACUAAGUGCAUCAAUAGUUUGAGUGACUAUGAGAGAACUUCUUUGACUUCUUUUUACAUGACCCAUAAUGACAGUAAUGAAUCGACCUUGGACUCGGAUCCACCAAUCAUAUUACUCUACGAUAACUUUUCAUCUGGAUUCCAAACAAACAAUACUCAAAGCUUGUCCAACAUGUGUCAAAAGUUUUUAAAAGAUUGGAAGAAAUUUAAAGUUUAUGUGUUAAAAGAUGGAUUUCAAGAGUUUAGGAAGAACUUCGACAGUUUCAAUGAAUCUGGCGCUAGGGCGAUCAAUGAAGAGAAUGUGGACGGGAUUAACGCUGGCGUUGACCUCCUUCCACCUACUCCGAUUUCAACAAAGGGAGGUGGCUUGAAGGGUGGAUCACCGAAAUUCAACUCACCUGGUUCCGUUUCCUCCAGGUCAUUUGUUCAAGAGAACACUCCAGUUUUAUCAAGAUUUGUUCUUCCUGAGUCGAAAACUGUCUUUAAAAUCAGACACAAUGAAGAACAGUUCCAGAAGAACGAAAUAAAUCCAGCAGAUUUCAAACUAUUAACAGAAUAUGAAAAGUUGUCCAAAUAUGAGAGUGACCAAUUACCGAACUGGAUAAAAAAAUCAAAUGUAGAGAUUUGCAAUGAGUUUAAUAAGUUGGAGUUACUUGAGCAAGAAAGAUUGACCAAUGCGCUAAGCCUUGGAAAUAAUCCUAUCACUAGUAGUGUCCAUGGUGAUUUUCUCGAGUCUAUUAGGUCACCACCACCAACAAUUUCGUCAGGUUUUGAGUUUGGUUAUAAAAACAGAUACAAGGAUAUCUUUUUGUAUGAACACAGUAGAGUUAAGCUUCGUGAUUUCGAAACCAAGCAAGAAUGCGAUUACAUCAACGCAUCUUACUUAACUUCAAUUGGAAAGGACUCCAAGACCACAAAGUACAUUGCUACUCAAGGUCCCCUUAACGAGACUGUGGGAGAUUUCUGGAAAUGUGUAGUCAAUGAAAAGGUUCCAUUAAUUAUAUCUUUAACCAAGGAAACUGAAAAUGGGGUAAUGAAGUGUUCCCCAUUCUGGAAAUCUGGAUUUUACAAAUCUAACGGAAACCAAAUUAAAGUCGAAGAAAUCGAAUCUGAAGUUGUUUCGAUUAAUAACAACGAAUUUAACAAGAAUUCGACGACUAAAUCCAUCAUCUUACGUAACUUUGAGGUUCAAAUUGAUCAUAAGGUAAGGCAUAAGGUCAUUCAAAUACAUGUCUUAUCUUGGCCAGAUAUGGAAUUGAUUAUGAAUCCAAAGGAUUUACUUUCAAUUAUUUAUCUUAAAAAGUAUGUGAUGAAUAAAAUCUCAUCAACGGCUCCAAUUUUAGUUCAUUGUUCAGCCGGAUGUGGUAGAACUGGUUCAUUGUGUGCAAUAGAUACAGUUAUUGAUUUAGUCGAAUCCUCCGCUGCUGAUGAAAAUUUAAUCUUCAACAGCGUCAACAAAUUUAGAAAGCAAAGGGUAUCCAUGGUGCAGACAUUGAGACAGUACAUAUUAAUUUACGAUCUUGUGUUGAUAUAUUUACGUCAUAACAUCUACAGGAGGGCCGGUAGCAUUCCGGAAGAUUGUUUAUGGUCAAGCUUUAAUGACUUGAAGAUCAUUGAUAAUUUCAUCAAGAAUUACUAA
Molecule: messenger RNA, 2670 nt
Organism: Dujonia railenensis
Lineage: Eukaryota; Fungi; Ascomycota; Pichiomycetes; Serinales; Debaryomycetaceae
Source: the annotation of a GenBank genome assembly